CAAGCAUGUCUUCAUACAGCCGUAGCAGCUUCAAGUCCUCUGGGGGCUCCAUGAGUGGAGGAUCUCGCUUCUCCAUGUCUGGUAGCGGUGGUGGAGGUGGACGUGUCUCUGGCAUGUAUGCAGGCAGUGUGCACGGAGGAGCUGGAGGUUAUGGCACACGCAUCUCCAGUGCUUCUGCUUCUCGCUCCUACUCUGCUGGAGGCGGUGGCGGCUUCGGAGGUGGUGCUGGGUUCGGUGGAGGAGCAGGUGGUGGAUUUGGCGGAGGCUUUGGCGGUGGCGCUGGUGGUGAUGCCUUUGAUGUGUCUGCAAAUGACAAAGCCACCAUGCAAAACCUCAAUGACCGUCUGGCCUCCUACCUGGAGAAGGUGCGCUCUCUGGAGAAGGCCAAUGCAGAUCUUGAGCUGAAGAUCCGCCAGUUCCUGGACAGCAAGACAUCUCCCUCUGCUCGGGACUACAGUGCCUACUAUGCAACAAUCAGUGACCUCCAGAACAAAAUCCAGGAUGCCACUCGUAUCAAUGGAGGCAUCUACCUCAGCAUUGACAAUGCCAAGCUGGCCGCAGAUGACUUCAGGGUCAAGUAUGAGAAUGAGCUGAGCAUGAGGCAGUCUGUGGAAGCAGACAUCGCUGGCUUGAGGAAGGUACUGGAUGAGCUCACAAUGACCAGAUCUGACCUGGAGAUGCAGAUCGAGGGUCUGAAGGAAGAACUGAUCUUCCUCAAGAAGAACCACGAGGAGGAGCUCUUGGCAGCACGUGGCCAGAUGAGCGGACAAGUCCACGUAGAGGUCGACGCAGCACCACAGGAAGACCUGACAAAGGUCAUGGCUGAUAUCCGUGAGCACUACGAGCAAGUUGCUGCCAAGAACCAAAGAGAUCUUGAGCACUGGUUCCAGUCCAAGAGUGAAUCCCUCAAUAAAGAAGUCGCUGCAAGCACAGAAACCCUACAAUCAACCAAAUCUGAAAUCACAGAGCUUAAGCGCACACUCCAGGGUCUUGAAAUUGAACUCCAGUCACAACUCAGCAUGAAAGCGUCAUUGGAAGGCACUCUGGCAGACACACAGGCCCGCUACGGCAACAUGUUGAAUGGUUACCAAAUGCAGGUGGGCAACAUGGAAGAGCAACUGAUGCAGCUCCGUGCUGAUCUGGAACGCCAAGGUCAGGAGUACCAGAUGCUUCUGGACAUCAAGACCAGACUGGAGAUGGAGAUUGCAGAGUACAGAAGACUGCUGGAUGGAGAGGCUUCAAGAAGUUCUCAAACCGUAUCCACAACCAAAACCUCAUCCACAUCCUCAUCCGCACCAUCAUCCACAUCUACAUCCACAACCACACGCAAAGUGGUCACCAUUGUAGAGGAGGUGAAGGAUGGCAAAGUGAUCUCCUCCACCCAGGCUGUCACCGAGUCCAAGUGAGAUCUCAAACAAGACCAACCAGGACAAACACUCUUGAGAUAAAACAACGCUAACUCAGAGUGGUUGAAAAAAUAAAUGAAUAAAUAAACUGGUCUGAAUGUG
Messenger RNA from Danio rerio (zebrafish), 1508 nucleotides. RefSeq names its product keratin 91 (gene krt91). Gene Ontology annotation, molecular function: structural molecule activity. Gene Ontology annotation, biological process: camera-type eye development. Lineage: Eukaryota; Metazoa; Chordata; Actinopteri; Cypriniformes; Danionidae. The record is from RefSeq and is marked provisional.